AUGUCCGCUUCCUCCGAAUAUCCCUGCACCAUGAGUUGCCUGGACGCAUUCGAUCAGUUGACCGCAUGCUAUUCGUUGGGUGGACAGUUUCGUAACUACUACCGUUAUGGCGAAUACAAUUCAUGUACCAAGCAACUGGCUAAAUUGAAAUUCUGCAUUGUCAACAGUAAUGACCCUGUGAAAGUGCAGCAAUGGUACAAGGAACAAGCGGAGUUUAAUUCCAAGUUUAGAGGAAGCUCCGACGAUAUCUGGGAGGAAAGGUGA
Molecule: messenger RNA, 264 nt
Organism: Naumovozyma castellii
Lineage: Eukaryota; Fungi; Ascomycota; Saccharomycetes; Saccharomycetales; Saccharomycetaceae
Gene: EMI1
Product: Emi1p
Exons: 1
Coding region: 1-264 (87 amino acids)
Source: RefSeq, a predicted model, not a curated record